Molecule: messenger RNA, 2244 nt
Organism: Symbiodinium natans
Lineage: Eukaryota; Dinophyceae; Suessiales; Symbiodiniaceae
Source: the annotation of a GenBank genome assembly
AUGAGGCCUUUCUUUAAGCCCGACAGCUGCAGCGUCGAUGGCCUUGCGGGAAACCCGCUGUCCCGGGCCUUCGACUCGCUUACCGCAGACAAGCAUCAUGCACAGCAGAUGCGAGAAGGCUACCUGUCUGGGAUCAGGCCGCCGCUUGGUGCCCUCGGAGGCCAGAUGAUGGAUCCGAUGAUGGGCCCGAGCGAGCUGGAGAACGCCUGGCGAGAAGCCGGCCCGGGCAUGCGUGGGCCAAGGAUGGGCCCGGGUCCUGGUGCGACGAUGUCGGACCAGCUCAGACAGCACAUGGAGGGCCCUGGGCUGGGUGCAGAGCCCGGUCUCUUCGACGGGCCUAUGGUUGGGCCUGCGAUGCCUGUCCAUGCAGGACCUGACUGGGCCCAAGAGUUUGCUGCCCAUCACGGACCACAGGCAUUCCGGCCACCAAUGAUGGGGCCUGUAGGGCCCGUAGGGCCAGACUGGGCAUCAGAGUUUGCUGUGCAGGGUACGGCGCCUCCUGCCAUGGAGAGCGCGUGGCAACAGGCGCAGAUGGCCGGACCUGCAGGAGCUGGCCCAGCUUCAUCCAGCACGGCGAUGUCCAGCAGCGGCCCAGUUGGGCCUAUGAUGGGUCCGAUGAUGGCGCCCAUGAUGGGCCCCAUGAUGGGCAUGGGUAUGGGCCCAAUGCUCCGGGCACCACACCAAGCCGGGCCCUCCUUGAUGCCGGCGCCGGCAAUGAUGGCCUCGGCGCCUGCUGUGAGCACAGAUGUUGCUUCCAAGGAGGCUGCGCCCAUCGAGACCCUGGCAGAGGCCCCGCAGGUUGAAGAAGCAGACCUGGGGCAAGCUGCGCAAAUGGUGGAGAUGCUCCGAAACAGUGGGAACACCAAGCUCGCCAACUCGAAGUUCGUGAACUUCAUUGACUUGGUGAGCAAGGGCGACCUUCAGUUUAAAGAGAACACCGUCGUGGACAGAGAUGGAAACCAGGUAGACUGGGAAGCUCUGUACGACACUGAUGUGGCCACGGUGACAGACAACGAUAGAGCUCACCUGGAUACGAUGUGGAAAGCUUCGGCUGGCCCUGCAGGCAUGGAGGCCGUCCUCAACCGGGUGGGCUUGGACCACCCGUUGGGCAUGGAGGACUUCGAGGGUGACCUCGCCCUCGGAAUGGCGAAUCACCGGGAGGCUCUCCAGGAGGCCCUCGGCAGGGAGGAGGCAGAUCAUCUCUUGGAGCAGAUGAUGCAAGGCUUGGACGGCUUCGAUGCGUCGACGAUGGACCUGGCUGCGAUGAGCCGGGCGAAGGAGUACAAAUUUGCGGAAGAGAAUCCUUUCCGUGAAAUCUCGGACCCGCUUGCAGAAGCUAUCCGGCUCAUCAGAGAAGGUCGAGACCGAGAAGCACUUCUGUGCCUGGAGUCUGAGGUCCAGCGAAAUCCGGAAAGUUCCGAAGGCUGGAGAAUGCUGGGCCAACUCUAUGCCGAGCUUGACCAAGACAUAGAGGCAAUCCAAUGCCUCAGGAGAGGUCACGAGGUCGACCCCUACAACUUAGACAGCUUGCUUGCCUUAGGCGUCAGCUGUACAAAUGAGCUGGACCAGCUCCCCGCUCUGCGCUACUUGCGGACCUGGCUUGAAAACCACGAGGAGCACCAGGCCAUUGCAGACCGUGUUGAAGCGCCGCCGGACUAUGAGUACGACGCGUGGCGCCGACAGGUCACAGAACUCUUUCAGCAAGCUGCGCAGGCCAAUCCUCAUGAUGCCGAUGUGUUUGUGGCAUUGGGUGUCUUGGAAAACAUCAACAGAGACUUCCCCGCCGCUGUUCAGGCUCUUGCCACUGCUUGCCGGCUGCGACCGAACGAUCCCACAGUUUGGAACAAGCUGGGUGCAACCUUGGCCAAUUCGGGAAAGAGUGAGCAAGCCGUGGUUGCCUACCAUCAAGGAUUGGAGCUGAAGCCCAAUUAUGCUCGGAGCUGGUCGAACAUGGCCAUCGCGCACGCUAAUUUGGGCAAGCACAAGGAUGCUGCGCGUUUGUACCUGUCAUCUUUGGUGCUGAAUCCAGAAGCAACGCACACUUGGAACUUCCUUCAAAGCGCGGUGCUAAACAUGAACAUGGACAGCCAGUACGCUCUCGAGGCAACGGAGGCUAUUGAGCAGAGAGACUUGAAAGCUGCAACACAGAUCAUUGAUGGUGUUCUUGAUCCGGCGAAGUUGCCGAAACCACUUGACCAACCUACGAGGCCGCCUGAUGAGAUUUUGUCAUCCAUUGGGCUAUGA